Messenger RNA from Odontomachus brunneus, 654 nucleotides. RefSeq lists its product as uncharacterized. The record is from RefSeq and is a predicted model, not a curated record. NCBI's taxonomy places the organism in Eukaryota, Metazoa, Arthropoda, Insecta, Hymenoptera, Formicidae. The coding region runs from base 33 to 518 and encodes 161 amino acids. The transcript is spliced from 5 exons.
UGAGUUAGCGUUCCUGUCAAUAACAAAUAAAUAUGCGGCUCACUUUCUACGUGAAACAGUAUAUGAUCAAAGCUCCUCACAUCGACUUCGUUAUCUCCUUCGAUAUACAAGAAGAUAUCAGGAUGAAGACUUUGAUAGUUAUCGUGUGCAUGCUGACUAUUAUAGUAAUGGUCCACAGUUUCAGCCAUGUACGUUACUACAAGUUUCAAAUGAAUUUAUGCAGGUGCGACACUGAACAGAAAGAAAUGAAGGUCAAUCUACCAGAGAGAGCACUCAAUGGCUCUCUGAUAGAGUGCGCAUUUCGUAGGGACGGAGCCGUAUUUGAUAAGAAUGUUCAAUACUCACUAACUGGAGUCAAUGAUAUACUUGAGGACAUUAUCUACGACCAAAAAUUAUUGGCAGAAGCGAAAGAAAUAUUUCUCAAAUGCUACAAUAAAACGAUGAAGGAAUUCCCUCAGUUCCCUAUAUUGAAAGACAUUUCUUACUGCUCCGGUUCAAUUUUAUCACUCCUCAGAUAAUCAACAUAAAUGCAAAUGAAUACUUCUUCGAUAAAAUAUACGAAACUUCAGUUUAUUGUUCACUACUUAUAUAUAAAUUUUCUUUAUACUUAAAUAUUUUUUAUAUACAUUAUAUAUCUAAAUUCUCUGUUUAAAA